Molecule: messenger RNA, 1911 nt
Organism: Auanema sp. JU1783
Lineage: Eukaryota; Metazoa; Nematoda; Chromadorea; Rhabditida; Rhabditidae
Source: the annotation of a GenBank genome assembly
AUGGCUACAUCUGUUGCAAGUGGUAAUGCUGGGUCUGCCUCCUACUCAAUGGCUUCUCUCUAUGUCGGAGAUUUACACCCUGAUGUCAACGAGGCUAUUCUCUUCGAGAAAUUCAGUACCGCUGGUCCUGUUCUUUCUAUCCGAGUUUGCCGUGACAACGCUAGUCGUCUUUCUCUUGGAUAUGCUUACGUCAACUUCCAACAGCCUGCUGAUGCUGAGCGUGCUUUGGAUACCAUGAACUUCGACAUUUUGCAUGGAAAGCCCAUGCGUAUUAUGUGGUCUCAGCGUGACCCCGCUGCUCGCAGAUCUGGUUCAGGAAAUAUUUUCAUCAAGAAUUUGGACAAAUCUAUCGACAACAAGUCUAUCUACGAUACUUUCUCUCUCUUCGGAAGUAUCCUCUCAUGCAAGGUUGCUGUUGAUGACGAAGGAAACAGCAAGGGAUACGGAUUUGUUCACUUCGAAAAAGAAGAAGAUGCUCUUAAUGCUAUUACCAAAGUUAAUGGUAUGCUUUUAGCUGGAAAGAAAGUCUUUGUCGGAAAGUUCCAACCACAAGCUGCUCGUGCUAAAGAAAGAGGAGAGUGUGGAACCAAGUUCACCAACUUGUUCGUCAAGAACUUUGGUGAAGAGCUCGAUGAUGAUAAGCUUGAGAAGCUUUUCUCUGCUUACGGAAAAAUCACUAGCUUCACCGUUAUGAAGCAACAAGAUGGAAAAUCUCGUGGAUUCGGUUUUGUUGCUUUCGAGAAGCCAGAAGAUGCCGAAAAUGCUGUCGCCGCUAUGAACGAUAAGGUUUUGGAUGGAAGUGACCUCAAACUUUUCGUCGGACGUGCUCAGAAGAAGAGUGAACGUAACGCAGAACUCAAGAAGAAGUUCGAACAACACAAAUCUGAACGUGCUUCCAAGUUCUCUGGCGUAAACUUGUAUGUCAAGAACCUUGAUGACUCUGUGAAUGAUGAAACUCUCCGCAAGCAUUUCGAACAGCACGGAAAAAUCACCUCCGUCAAGGUCAUGACUGAUGAAACUGGUAGAUCCAAAGGAUUUGGUUUCGUCUGCUUUGAAAACCCUGAAGAAGCUACUAAGGCUGUUACUGAAAUGAACACCAAGAUGGUCUGCUCUAAGCCUUUGUACGUUGCUAUUGCCCAAAGAAAGGAAGAUCGUCGUGCUCAACUUGCCUCCCAAUACAUGCAGCGUUUGGCUAACAUGCGCAUGCACAGUGUUGGCGCUGGAACUAUGUACACUCCAGGUACUGGAGGAUUCUUUGUUUCUAGCACCCUUCCUAACCAACGUGGCGGCUUCGUCCCAUCUGCCGGAGGAACUAACAUUCGUAUGAAUGCUAGACAAUGGAAUGUUCAAAACCAGUAUAAUGGUACCGGAACAUACAUGGUUCCAAACCCACAAAUGUAUGCUGGACGUGUCCGUCCAACAAACGGAAACACCGGUGGAGCUCGUGGAACUCAACAAUACCCUGCCAAUAACGCCCAAGGUGUUGUUCGCACUCCUCAACAGCGUGUUGGACAAUCUGGACCAGUAGCCGGACAGCCUCAAGGUGCUAACCAAAGACCUAACCAAGUUGGACGCUCUGGACCCACUGGUGCUAAGCCAGGUGCUCCAAUCUUCACCCAACAGGGACAACAGAGACCCCCACAAGGAAUCGUUGUUUCUGGACAAGAACCUUUGACCACUCUUAUGUUAUCUCAAGCUGCUCCACAAGAGCAAAAGCAACUCUUGGGAGAGCGCAUUUAUGCCCUCAUUGAUAGAAUGUAUCCUAACCACAAGGAAGCCGGAAAAAUCACCGGAAUGAUGCUUGAAAUUGACAACUCGGAACUUAUCAUGAUGCUGCAGGACACUGAACUGUUCCGUGCCAGAGUUGAUGAGGCUGCUAGCGUUCUCGCUCAGUCUAAUAAAGCCGCCUAA